CCUCGGUGCCCUGACAGUGUUCGUCCGCAGGGCGGCGCUUCAUCUGCACCGCAGAGUCUUGUGUGCAACAGUGAAACUCUUCCCCCGCUGACUGUGGAAACAGCAGUGAGGCGGCAGGUUGCCCUGUUCAUUAUGUCGGGCAGAAAGCCCCGGUCGGUGGCAAACCCUUUGGAGUCUGCGAUCACCACACCGAGUGAGAGGAUACUGAAAGAAUGCCACAGUUUGUAUGUCGACAACGAAAACGGCCUGGUGAUGAUCGCCAGCAGCCUAGGAGUCCGGCUCCUGCCUCCAAGAAAGAAGAUCAUUGUGAUGAUAAUGGGGAACCACUCUGCAGGGAAGAGCUCCUUCAUUAACUGGUAUGCUGAAGAGCACAUACAGAAAACAGGCGUCGCCAUUGAAACGCAGGGGUUUACAUUCAUCACAAGUGGCCGCAAAAGAGAAUCACUGACGGGAAAUGCAACGCUACACCUCUACCCUCACUUUCGACCUCUCCUUGAGUUCAAAGGUGUUACGGACUAUCUGUCUGCUGAGAUCUCCACCUCCAAGCAGAAGAAGUUCAGCCUGGUGACGUUUGUGGACACGCCGGGUUUAGUAGAUGGGGACAUGAUCUACCCGUUCGAUGUGAACAGUGCCAUCACCUGGUUGGGAGAACAGGCGGACCUGAUAUUUGUGUUCUUCGACCCGAUGGGUCAGGCGCUGUGCAAACGCACGCUCAACAUCGUGGAGAAGCUGAGUGAGAAAUGCGGAGACAAGCUCUUGUUCUACCUCAGCAAGGCUGAUGAAGCUGGGAAGGAAACAGACCGGCAAAGGGUGAUGAUGCAGAUAGUCCAGGAACUGUGUCGCCGUCCAGGUCUCAACAAAUGUGGUUUUGAGAUGCCCACAAUAUAUAUCCCCAACCCACAGAAGCCGAGCCGGUGUGUGAACCAGAUCGAUGGGGUGUGUCAGACCAUCGAGAAGACCAUCAACCAGGCCGUUCAGAAGACUUUGAAUCAGCUGGAGAAAGACUGUGACCUCAUUUGUUCCACUAUCAGCAGCAGACUAGAACAGGACAGGGCUGAUGUUUCUUACAACAGAAGCGUCCGUCUUCACUCAUUCCUGUGCGGUGCUUUGGGAGUUUUCCUUCCUCUCCUCUUUAUCCUCAGUUUCAUUGUGAACACCAUCUCCAAAGAGCAGCUGGAUGAGCUGUUGGGAGAAGGGCCGUCUCGAACUCUCUCUGUCUUCACAGCAGUAGUCAUGUAUUUAUGGGACUGGAUACCAGAAGAUGGACAAGUAGUGUUUGUGAUCUUUUUUGGGGCAUUUUGCUACCUCCUGCUGUUCCUAGCGAAGUAUUUUGCGGGCCGAGGGAAUAAGACUCUGACGAAGAAGGAGAAGAGGACCAUGGCAGAGUACAAUGACUAUAUCCAGGAUAUCGUCAAAACCAAGAAGGGUAAAUUGUAUGAAUGGUACCUCCAGCAAUGUGCAGCAGAAUAUGACUUCUGACCCCGAGGAAGCUGAACAUCUGUUAGCAUAUUGCUGAAAGAGCCAAGGAAGAUUUUUGUGCAAAGAUGCUCCUUGUCUACAAUGUAUCAUUUGGUGUUUUGCAGCGGGAGAAAGACGAUCAUCCACCAAAUGAUUUCCUGUUUUCUUAACCUCUAAUGCAGCAGAGAUAACUGCCAGCAUUGUCAUCUCAAGAGCUGUUCGAUGAUUCAAAAAUGUUAAAGUGCCUUUAUUGUUCGGUAUAGCUGAGAAACUGUGAUUGUAGUCAUUUGAUGGUAGCAAAUUUCAUAAUGUGAAUUCAUUUUUACAAUUUUUGUAGCACAUAACUGUUGAUGAGAGAAAGAAGUGAACUUAUUCUUAAUUUCUUCUUCAGAAGUAACUUGCAGCUGCUUUCUGACAGCAACAUGUUUUCAUGAUGUCCUCUCUGUUAAGCCUCAUUGUUCUCAUGUCCUCCCUCCUGAAGUUUGUCUUUGUAAGAUACCAGCAUGUGUUACAGGGAUUCUGACCAUUAGCAAAUAAGCGACGCAGUGAUAAUAAUACUCGGGCAUUUAUGAAAUACUUUCAUACCAAUAACUAAUGCCUAUAAGCUUUCUCCUGCCUCCAAAGAGUUUGUCCUACCAUUUUGUUUUGUCGUGUAAUUUGUGAAACCAUCAAUUUGUGUAUAGAUAGAUUAUCAUCAUAUGAUGGCAUUUACAUAAACCACAGUCAAGAUAGUUGUAAAAAUGGUUCAAGUACUUUAAUACAGCAGUAUAGUAAAACUGGUGAGCAAUGAAGUCUGACACUGCACUGAUGUUUCUCCUGAUUUUGUUAAUGAUCCGUUUAACUCAAAUCUGGUUUUAUGACAGUAACACCAUGUAAUGCCUUCACUCCAGUAUUUGUAGAUAUAUUUAUUAGUCUCAACAGGUGUCUUUGAGGUGCUUUUUUUUUUUUUUUUACAGGGGAUGCACCGAUCCAAUACACCAGAUCGGGAUCAGGACCUUUUUAAGUGGAUCGGUUAACGCAGUUCAGGCAUCAGUCCAAAAAUAUACUUUCUUUCUCAGUGUGAUUAUAAAAUUCAGUCUUUCCUCAAUUAGCUACAUUAAUUCAGUCACGGUGGGUUUGCAGUUCUUUCAUAAAAUGAUCCACUCGGUGAAGUUUACAGAUUUUAAAUUUGGGAAAAGAAGAACACUUGGAUGGGUUGUUGGUAUCAGCAGAUACACUGAUUUGAGGUAUCGCAGUAGAUAUUGGCAGAGAAAAUGUCAAAUCGGUGCAUCCCUACUUUUUACCCCAAAUAAAGUAGAAAACCUCUUCGGGCUGUUUGCAAUAUUAUUGUGAACAUUGUCAGGUUAUAUUGUGUGUGUGAGUUAGAUGCCUCCUCAUUAGGACAUUUCUUUCUUUUUUUUUUAUGAGAUAGUUCAUUUAUAAAUUUGUGAAAUGUAUGUGUGAAUUUAUCUAUUUUUAUUGUAUGAAAUCAAAAAGCCUCUUUGUCUAGAAACAUUUUUUUUUUAGUAAUCUCGACUCAAAGAAUGAAACCAGUCAGAAACAAGCAAACUAUGCUGUGUCACUUCCUUGAAAAUCAUUAAACAUUUUCUACUGA
Messenger RNA from Thunnus maccoyii (southern bluefin tuna), 3052 nucleotides. RefSeq lists its product as uncharacterized. NCBI's taxonomy places the organism in Eukaryota, Metazoa, Chordata, Actinopteri, Scombriformes, Scombridae. Gene Ontology annotation, molecular function: GTPase activity. The record is from RefSeq and is a predicted model, not a curated record. The transcript is spliced from 12 exons. The coding region runs from base 133 to 1479 and encodes 448 amino acids.